Messenger RNA from Sphaerodactylus townsendi, 645 nucleotides. RefSeq names its product tetratricopeptide repeat protein 39A-like. The record is from RefSeq and is a predicted model, not a curated record. The transcript is spliced from 8 exons. Bases 1 to 645 code for a protein of 214 amino acids. Lineage: Eukaryota; Metazoa; Chordata; Lepidosauria; Squamata; Sphaerodactylidae.
AUGUCAUUCAACGUUUUAAUAUUUUGCAGUGCCCUGGAGGCUGCCCUGGCCGAAUGCACCGAAGCCCUGGACUGCUUCCUGCAUAACCAGUUCAGUGAGAGCUUAGAGAUGCUGCAGCCCAGGACUGGAGAAAGCAUGUACCACGCCUUGAUCUACGCCACUAUUCUUGAGAUGCAAGCCAUGAUGACCUUUGAGCAAGAGGACAUUGCCCACGCAGGCCACACCAUGAAAGCGGCCCAGGAAAUCUGCCAGAGGUUCCGCAGGAAAAAUAUUACGUCUGGCACCUUCUCCGGUCGGAUGGGCGGAGAUACCUGCACAGAGGAAGAGUUGCACGCAGAAGUGUGCUACGCUGAAUGCUUGUUGCACCGGGCGGCUCUCACCUUCCUCCAGGAUGAAAAUAUGGUGAAUUUCAUAAAAGGGGGGAUCAAAGUACGUAGCAGCUACCUCAUCUACAGGGAACUCAACAGUUUCGUUCAAACUCAUCAACUGCUAGCCAGCUCAGUCCGUCCCCAUUUGGAGGGGGGCAUUGCACUGGGCAUUGGUGCCUUCAACUUGCAUUUGCGUACCCUCGGCGGCUGCCGAAAAUCGAAGCGGCUGACGAUUUUCGAGUGCGGAAAUCGGCGCCUGGCAAUCGUCGAUUACUGA